GGGAGAAAGAGCGGGAGAACGAGAGAAGGGAAUGCGCGCGAGUGGGAUGGAACGCGCCGAGGUGGGCAAGAGAGAGAGAGAGAGAGAGAGACAGAAGAGAAGACCACGGAAUGCCCGAGGUGCACGGACUAUGGAGCGAGCGAGAGAAAAAGAGGGACGUUCGAGGGACGGCUCGUAAUCAAAGGGGCAACUCGCGGCGCGGAAGAAAGUCAGCCUCACCGAGCGGCUCAUCAGUCCGGCACGGUGCGGUGUCCCGAAUGCACGUCGAUCUUCCGCCGCGUGUCGCUGCCUCGUUGCCACGUGAUUCCGCACCAGCGAUCGCCACGCAAGCCACGCGAACGCGUUCGUUCACCGGGGCUACCGCCUGCCGACUCCGAAAUACUUGGAUGCAUCCGCGAUCGAUCGACAGUCGAUGCGAGACGGUGAGAUAGAGCGGUUCAUCGCGUUCUCGAGAGAAAAUAUUCGCUGGAUUUCGCUGGAACGCGUGGAUGUAGAUCGUUGAAGAGUGUGAAAAGGAUUUAAAAAAUUCCCAGGUCGAUCUGAUACAGAGGGUAUUGCAGGACGAACGAGCGGCGACGACAAAUUUAUGCAAUGCUCACGAGUGACAGAUGAAUGGGAGUGGCCGGCAUUCCAGCGGAGCGUAAAAAUCGACGAGCUUGCGCCAUGAAUUAAAAUCGAUACGAAAAAUGGACGUCGCCAAGGCCACAACGGAGGACUUUGUGACGGUGGUCAGCGUCGGCAGUCAGCCGACGUCGGAGAAUUUCGUGACCGUUCUGUCGAUCGGCAACGGGAAGAAGAGCGAUGCCGGAGAGUCGUCGGUGUCGUGCAAGAACGAAGGGACGAACGGGAUGGACGGACACCUCGAGGAGGAGGUCGAGAUUUUCAGGCUGCCCGGGGAACGUCUCGGUUUCGGACUCAAAUUCGAGGGCGGAAAUAAGACGUCCGAGAGGGUCAGGAGACUGUUCGUGCAAAGCUGCGCGGAGCAGAGUCCGGCCAGCAGAGCCAAGUGUUCGUGGGGCGCUCUAGGCGAGGGAGACGAGGUACUUUCGAUCGACAGUGUACCGGUGACACACAUGACCCGAUUGGAUUGUGUAAGGAGGUUGAAGGAGUCGCAAUUGGUCAUCAGGCUGAUGGUGAGAUGCCGCGGCGCUCUCAGACCCGAAGUGGUGAGCGCCGAGAGAAAAAUCGAGAGGAACAAAGUGCCGCCGGAACUGCCCGCGGCACCCCCGCCGGUACCGCCGCGGAAGCUGAGACAGCCACGAGGACCCGCAGACGGCGAAGCGAAUCCUAGCCCCGUCAAGAAAUCGUGGGACAGCCCAAAAUCGCCGGCUUCGCAGACCGGAAGCGCGAAAGUAAGCUCGUACGAGAGUUGCGAAUCCUCGCCGAGAAGCAUCAACGGAUCAUCGCAUCAAGAGAUGUCGAAGGAAUCACCGAAAAACCGCUCGCCGGAGUUUACGAAAUCGAAGCAGGAACCGCCGGAAGCGAUGGUUUAUCUGGACGCGCGAUCGCAAUGCGGCUCCACGCACGGCAGCACGUCCGAUGACACCGGCAGCUCCAUGUCCACCGUGAUGGAUAGAUUCUCGACGAUGUCCGAUCGCGUGUCGACCAUCUCCACGACGUCCACGGCGUCGACCACCGGCUCCGAACAACCGAGCGAACUCGCGGGCGUCGAUCGAGACCCCGAGCGAUCCUCGUCCGAUCGGGACGUUCUGCUGUCGCGAGCGAUCUGUCCACUCGAGAUGCUCGAGAGGGACUUUACGAAUCCGCCCGAUUACCUGCUACGUCGUCUCGCCAAUUCCGAGGCGGUGACGCACGUGGAGUCGCGGGGCGAAGUCGAGCGUAUCACGGCGGUAGUCGCGCCGAACACGGUGCUAAUCGAGGAAACCAUCACCCUUCAGCCGCCGCUCAGUUUCCAGGACGCCCCGUUGAGUUACGGACACGAGGCCAGGCCAGAUCUCUUCUACACGGCCGACUUGGCCGCCGACUCGACGACGCAUUUCAGGCCAAUUAAGGAUGAUGUGGAGCUCGUGGAGCGCGUCAACGGCAGCGUCCAUGAGGAGAUGCGCGUUUCCGGUACGGAAAGAAGCAACGGUAUCAGAUUGUCGCCGCCACCGUUGCCGGCUAGAAAUCACGUUAAUAGGAUUUGCGUGAAUCAAACGAGCGAAUCUGGAAACGACGCGCGAAUCUCAGAAACGGUGCCCGUCUCGCCCGAGAAGGAACCUUCGGAAGCUCCUUUGUUACCCCCGAAACCGCUGCCGAGGAAAGACGUUAAGGCUAGACGGAAAAGGCCACCUCCGCCACCUCCACCACCGAUUAUAACGCCACGAAGAGAAAUCAAAUCUUCACCAUCAAUCGAGUCGAAUCAUCUGGCGGAGACGGAAGAUGUUUCGCAAGUCAAGAGCGCAGAGUGCGUUAAACCAGGAUUAUGCGACUCGUUAAGCAAAAAUAACGUUUUCCAAAAUUCAACUGAAAUUUCAACUGAAGGAUUCGAAAAUUCAAAUGGAAACGGCGACAGAGAAUCUAAUGCAAAGAACGUUUACCUUGCUGAUGAGAAAGUCCAAACUGCAAGUUCUAGUGAAGAUACACAAACCAACAAAGUACUUGAAAUUAUUGAAAUCAGGAUGGCCAAAGGUUUGAAGUCGAAUCAGAAGGAGGAAAUCGCAAGGCAUGAACCAAAUAGUAUUUCGGAAACGACGAAUUGUGAACAGAAUGGAAUUAAAGAUAAAGUAGCGGAUAGAAACAAACAAGAUCAAUCUCAAUCUAUGAAUAAUUCGAUUGGAAUUUCGACGGAACAAAAUUCGAGUUUAGAACCGACAGAUAAACACGUUGACGAGUCAAAUAACGAAGAGGAAAAGCAUUUUGACUCGGAAAAUCUUUAUCGAGAAGGAAUUCGGACAAAUGAUGACGAGGAUAUUUUCAAGGAAGUAUUUCCGUUAGAAGAUACUUUAUCGAUCGAUAAUUCUAUGCUGCGAGAAAGCGAGGACGACGAAACGUAUCGAUCAUUGGACGAGAUAAACGAUGAUAUGAAAAAUCCGGAUGUGAAUCGCAUGCUGGAGGAAGUUGUGGAAGAAGGAGACACGACCGAUGAAAGCGAUGAUGGCGAUUAUUACUGGCAAAGCAAUCUCGCCACUAUCGGCGAAGAGGAAGAGACUUCCUUGGAGUAUGUGAACGCCAACUCAGACGAUUCCAGCAAACUGGCGACCGAGCCGGAAGAAUCAUCUCCCGCAAUCAAGAAAGAUGCGUUCGUUAAAAACGCGCGAGAUGACGAAGCGGACCACAUGAGCGAGAUUGCAGAGUACACGGAGGAGGGCAGCAAGAAACCGAGCAAAAAUACGGUAAAUGGUAAGAUGGAGAAUUGUGGAGGCGGCCAACGCCUGCCCCCGGAUGGGGACGAAUUUCCAGCAGCGUACCAAGAAUUUAGCAAUAACCAGCCACCGUACAACAGAUACAUUGCCGCGACAAGGACGACAGCGACAAUAGCCACGAAUGGCGAAUUGUGCAACGAGAACGAGACGUUCCGUACCGGCGAGUCAUUUAAGAUGCUCGCGAACGACAGCAAUGUUGUCGGUUCGAGGAGCAUUAUUCUGUCCGAUAGCAAGAUGACGUUGACGAAUCCUGAAAACGUGAGGCAAGAUAUAAACAAAAGUGCUUCGACGAAUACAGAGAACGUACGGCCGGAGAUAGGAGUUAAAGCUAUUGCGGAUAACGCGUGUCAGGAUAACGCCAAGUCCUCCGAGAUUUUUAAUGAGGAGAGAAAAUCAUCCUAUAACACUUCGGAAGAUGUCGCGAAGAGAAACGCUCCUACUGUCGCGGGAAGUCCUCUUUAUUCUUGCCAAACGACGAAUGGCAAUUCAACAAUGAGCGAGAAAAAGAUGGAGAUCGCCGGAUAUUAUCACAAGGACGCGAUGACGAUUGAGGAGUUGCCAAGCCACGUGGAAAAGGACACGCCCGUCGAUAUCCCACCGCCUCUACCAUUAACAGGUCCGCCUAAACUGGAGCCUAAAUUGGAGCAAAUGCACGCCAGAAAUGUUUCUACGAUGGAAUCGCCGCAGAGAAAAUUUUCUUUAAACGGCGAUCUCUGGAGACAGGACGACAAGUCCGAGCGAUCCGUUCGAGAUAAAAUCGCUAUGUUUUCGUCGCAAAGCAACCUCGACGUGCCCUUGUUCCCCAAUGCCAUGACAGCCGCGGCAGUCACGAGCAAUGGCAAACGUCUUUCCAAGUACAAGUCCUCCGAGGACGUUUGCUGCGACGAAAAGAACAGCGGGCAGAAGGAUCGGUCGCCUUUCCUCGUCGAUAGGACGCAAAGCUCUUUCGAUCUCACCGAUUCGGCCAGAGCAUCGACAGGGUACGAUUCCGCGAAGAAAUAUAGUCAGAAGACACCCAGUUUGCCUGCUCAGCCUGCUUUAUUGAGCCCUAUUACGCAACCUAUGCGCGUUCCAAAGAUACUGCCAGUUGUUCCACCGAAAGUUACAUCACUGUCCAGUCCGUACGACAAACAGAUUUUUUCAAAUACGACGACAAAGAAUUAUUGUGCCGAAAAUAACAACUUGUUAAAUGCCACGUAUCCGAAUAUCGGUAAAACUAUUAGUUCUUUUAACGAUGCUAAUAAUUCAGUGAAGACGAGUACGCCUUCAUUGAUACGAGCUACCAGUUUCUCGGGCUCGAUGUCCUUCGUGCAAGAUCGAAAUCCUCCGACAGCAGAUGCAAUCUCACAAAUCGCGAGAACGAACUCUCUGGCAUCUACGUUUAGGCGACCUGGAGAUGACACGAGAAGAAGCAGUUUGAAUCAUUUGAUCGAGCAGAGGCGGAGAUCGAUAUCGAAACUGCGUGGUCUAGUUAUACCGGAGAAAGAUGCCGUGCCGAUAGAUCAGCCCAUUGUCGAUCUACCAGAAAUCAAAUCGCGCGAUUCGAUAUUAUUACAUCAGGUACCAAAGGCAAACAUUCAAGACAAGUGGGGGUCUCAAAGUUCCUUGGCCAGCAACGCUAGCACGGCAAGCCAGCCCUUGAAAGCGACAACAUCCUUCAAGAUGCCGGCGCCACAGAUACACUCCAAGUAUUCUCCAGCUUUCAAGAGAAAAUCUCUCACGGUAUACGGUACAUCUGUAACGACGAGUUCAUCCUCGAUAAACGGUAAUAAUUCGAUGAAAAACUCUCCAUCAAGCACGUCCACAUUUUCGGAACCACCGAAAAGUUUGGAGAGUAUCUGCAGCCCGACGAGAAGUGAUUAUAGUUUCGAGUUCGCCUCAACGACCAGCUCGCCGGAUGGUUCACGUAACAGGCCGAGGAUGGUGCAGAGGAAGGCUCGCUUGGAUUAUGACGAUUCUGACAACGAUUCAGCCGUAAGCAGUUCUCAGAGUAGUAUAUCUCGCGGCUUUAGUCCGCCGAUGUCUCCGGCGCCAUCGGAAAGAUCCACCAUAUCUUCGGAAAGAUCUUACAUUUCCACGGAACUGAAUUACCAACGUCGACCUUUGAUCGUGGACAGUUUAAAUAGGACUUCGGUGUCGCGAGAUGUUAAAGAUCCAAUUAGUGAAUCCGAUAAAGAUCAAUUCGGCAGAAUAGGCCUUCUCAAUGAACGGACGUGCUUGACUGAGAGAUCGUCGUCCAGCAGUAGUGGCGGUUCGAAUUCGCGAUCGCCUCAGCCGAACGAGUUCUUUUCGAGAAAUUCGCAGAUUCCUCAGCGUCAGCUGAAACGAUCGAACAGCACUGAUACGAAUUGCAGCACAUCCUCGACAUUGACAUCUGGAUCUCAGGCUAGCGCCGAGUCUCUAUCCCGAAGAGUACUGAAGCCGCAAAGCGUGGAAGCCAUAAAUCGAAAGAACAUUCUGGCAAGCGCCAGAUGCCGAAGCGGAAGAGAUCUGAACGGAUCGCCGUUAAUCCAGCGAAAAUUCUCGGACGACGAGGACACUGCUAUCGAAAACAGCAGUACUAUUCGUCAGUCAAUCAAUGAUUCGGGGAAUGAUUCCGCGAGCAAACAAGAAAUCAAGAUAGCUUAUAUAGAGGUUGCAGAUCGAUUCGCUAAGGAUGAGGAAUUCUUUCAGAAGAAGGAAGAAUUAAAGCUGCCACCUAAAAGAAGCAUGCUACCGCCGCCAGCUGUUAGACCACCGAAACCUGAAAUGCUAGAGCCAUCAAACGAUCUUAAAAUGUGGGUUCGAGCAGGGGCGAAGACUAUCGAACGAGCCAUGGAAGAAAAAUCAAACAACAAAUAUGAUAAAAGUCCUCCUGUCGUUACUCAAACUUUGGAAACAUCGCCUGUAAUUCAUACAACAAGAAAAAAUCAUAGUUCUAUGUUUGACGAACCUGUUAAUUCAACACUAAAUGGCGGUUUGCCUUCAAAGAGCAAAAUCACAAUAAGCGAAGCAAAAGUUGCUGGAAUGGAAAUAUCAAAGUCACAAAGCAGAAUGAGUGUAAGUCCCAAAAGAAAUACGGAAGAUCAAAACGAUCUCUUAACGAUCUUAACAACAAAGAGCCGUUCUAGAUCAGCUAUACACGUCAACGAAGGAACUUUCGGUAGAUCCAAAAGUCAGAUGAGCCUAGAAGACAUAUUAGCUACUAAAGCAGACUCAAAGUUACUUCGCGCGGAAAGUACGGAGCCGAGAAUCGAGAAGAACGGUACAGGUUCGCUAAUGAAGUCUACUUGGGAUUCGAAGGAAGGUCGAUACUGUAGAAGAGGCUCUACUACGUCGAAUGAAUCCUGGUCGGAAGAUAAGCCUUUCGUUUCAAAGAUUCCUACUUUAGGAAAAGCUAGAAAUAUCGACAGCAGUGAUGAAAUGUCGCAAAAUAUCGAGAGAAUAAGAAACACAACGACAUCGAAGAUUCCGACGUCUCGUGGUUUGAAUCGACGCAGUGCCAGCGUUACAGAUAUGAAGAGAGCCCUGGACGCGAGUCCUGUGCACAGCCAGUCGCAACAGUGCGCCAGCAGCUCUCACAAUCGAUUCCCUAGCCUAGACAGCAGCGUGGACGAGAACAUCGGGACGGAAACGGAUGUCGACAGGUGCUAUGGCGAGCAAUUCGGCAGUAUCAGCUCGUUGGCCAGCAGUACUAGCUUGAUCUCGCAACAAGAGUUAGCGCAGCUCGUGGAGGAGGCGAGUUUAGAAGAGACGCGUGGCGCGCACGACGUCGUAGUCGUUCUGCUUCAUAAGGAAAAUCCGACCGGCAGCGUCGGCAUCACUUUGGCCGGUGGCGCGGAUUGCGAGGUGAAGGAGAUCACGGUUCAUCGGGUACUGACGCACUCUAUCGCAGACAAGGACGGCCGAGUGCAAAGGGGCGACAGGAUUCUCAGUAUAAACGGCAGGAGCACGCGAGGUCUCACUCACAGGGAGAGCAUGGCGGUGCUGAAGCAACCGAGAUCGGAGGUCGUGUUGGUUGUGUCGAGGGCUAGAAUAGAAGAGAGCUGUAAGCUGAGGUCACGGACCGCGAGUGUCGAAACCAUCGUCGAAGGGUUAGAGACGAAUGGAAAUGUAGAGAACACAGCGUGGGGACCGCCGUCGACUGUGGCAGUUUACAAGGAUGGAGCUGGUUUGGGAUUUAGUCUGGAAGGCGGCAGGGAUAGUCCCCUCGGGGACAGACCUCUGAUUAUCAAGAAGAUAUUCACCGGAGGUGCUGCCGAGAAGACAGGUGCAUUAAAAGCAGGGGACCAAUUACUCGAAGUAAACGGUAACGAUGUAACGCGAAUGUCGAGGAUAGAAGCGUGGUCUUUGAUGAAGAAGCUACACGACGGUGAAGUAAAUCUCCUAGUCAGGCAUCCUGCCACCAAAUCCUCGUGAAAAGUAAGGAAUCCCGACGGAAACGGGAGUGCAGAAAUGUGCCAAGCAAGCGACUGGAUAAAUUUUCGAUUGAUACUUGUUAAAUAACGGGGCAUAACGGGCUUAAUAUAUAAGGCGUGAUAAUUUUUUGUUCGAGAUAUUCUAUAUAUAUAACUGCAUUAAUAUUACGUGAGAAUUAUUUUAUCGAGCUUGUAAAUUUGAAUAAUACUGCUUUCUAAACAAAAUAAGAAAUUAUUAUCUCCGAUUUCUACAGAAAAAGUUGUUCACGAUAUUUCUGAGGCGUUUUAAUUAUUGGAUAUAUAUUAUAGAUUUGCUAU
Molecule: messenger RNA, 8080 nt
Organism: Camponotus floridanus (Florida carpenter ant)
Lineage: Eukaryota; Metazoa; Arthropoda; Insecta; Hymenoptera; Formicidae
Gene: bbg
Exons: 11
Coding region: 687-7763 (2358 amino acids)
Molecular function (GO): protein binding
Source: RefSeq, a predicted model, not a curated record